Oikopleura dioica is the source of this 2124-nucleotide messenger RNA. NCBI's taxonomy places the organism in Eukaryota, Metazoa, Chordata, Appendicularia, Copelata, Oikopleuridae. The record is from the annotation of a GenBank genome assembly.
AUGAGCCAGAAGACGAAUCAAAUCGGGGCCAGGCAUAAAUAUGGACGCCUCAAAACAGGGCUUAGCUGGGAGGAGCUCAAGAAAAAUCAGAAGAAAGGAGCGUGUGGCGCCCAACUUGCGCCUAAUCAAUUGCUUGAUGAUGCCAUUUCCUUCAGUUUCGCCAGCCUUCGCGACAGAUCGCUAGAAGAACCCGACUACUUCCAACAAUUCGUCGACAUGGGCCGCUUGGAAGCUGAAGCAGGCAACUUUCCUUCCCUCGCCGCGAUCGUCGUCAAGAACAAUGGCAAAAAGUGGCUUUGCUCCGGCUCUGUUUUGAGCGAAAACUGGAUCGUCACAAGCGCCAGUUGCGUGCUCAAAGAAGGCUGGGACUUUGCCGACGCGCAGAUCAAAGCUGCUCCCGGAGUUGUCCGCCUUUCCGAUUACAAUGAAAAAUUAUUGGCUGUUGUGGAUCUUCAGGUGCACCCGGACUUUGACUUCCCAAAGAAAGACAUUGCUCUGGUCAAAACUCAAGUAGCCAUGGACUUUGCUAGAGCUGAGCCUCUCCAACCAGCUUGUUUUGGAAAUGAAGGCUCUCAUGCUAGUUGCUUCCCUACUACGACCGUUUGCGCGUCCGUAGGACUCAAUAGAAAUGGAAAAGCAGUUGUUAGACCGGUUCAGUCGAUGCAUUUUUCAAAGUGCAAAAACGAGUUUGAAGAUGAAAGUAUCGACCCUCUUUAUUUUGGCAGCUACUUUACCUGCGCUGGGAGCCGCGAAAUUACGGAAAACAAGAUUUGUGACUGGCGACCAGGCGGGGCGAUGCUCUACUGUCGCCGGCCAGAUGGACCUUGGAUCGUCUCUGGAAUCGAGUCGCUUCCAGAAUCGUGCUCAAGAAAGGGAGAAGAAGUAAAACGACCGGCUUUGUUCAGCACGAUCGAGAGCUCUUCGGAUUGGCUCAUGACGACAGCAGGAAUGGUUUCGGACAUUCACCCUUACAUCUGCGGACGUGAAAGGGGCGAUAUCACAAUGUCGCAGGCGGCGGACAAGUGCGGCCGUCCGGUUUACGACCACACUGAAGGGCUACUCGAAAAAGUGUCGAAGAAAAAUGCGCCCGCCGACUGGUACGAAAUGAUGAAAGAAGUCUACGAGACCCACCCCGAGUUCAAAAACAAAAAGAAUAAAUUCGCCAACCGCGCGGCGAAAAAUGACAAGGUCGAUUUGACAGACGCCGGCUUCGAGAACAUCGAUGCGGAGGAAGAAUUGGUCUUUGAGGCUGAUCUCACGCCGCGCUUCCACAAUAACACCAAAGAUAUUGUUUCUGGCUUUGGCAGAUCCAGGGGGCCAAAGUUUCAAUCUAAACCGCUUGAUCUGGAUCCGAGCGAGGAAGAUGGAUUCUGGAAUAAGCUUUCCAAUUCCGAUAUUCAGCAGUUAGAAGAAAACCAGGGCAAAGACAACCGAUUCGUAUUCGAUCCACCAGUAAUGAUGGGCCGAGUCAUCGGCGGAAACGACGCUCAGCCCCACUCGUGGCCUUGGCAAAUCUUCCUCUCCUUCGACGAGUGGGAUUGCGGCGCAAUCAUGAUCCACCCAACCUGGCUUCUCACCGCUGCGCACUGCAUCCCAGGCCAGAAAUGGAAAGGCCGCUCGGUUAUCUUCGGCCUCCACAAUCUGGAAAGGCCAAAAGGAGCGCGAAUCGCUUCCCUGUCACAGAACUAUGUCACUGUUCACCCCAACUUCCACAAGCCUCGGUUUUUAAGUGGAGACCCGACUCCUUACAACAACGACAUCGCCUUGGUCCGCCUUCGAGUUCCACUUCAGUUCGACGAUAAGACGUCACCAGCUUGUCUUCCUUCUCAAGAAACUUGUCUUCCGGAUAACACUCAGUGCGUCGUCUCUGGCUGGGGCAACACCAACCGUGAUUCUUCAGCCGAUUCUGACUAUCCCGCUGUUUUGCAAGAAGGAACGGCACCUGUCAACAUCCUCAACAAUGAUUUCUGCGCAAACCCGGACCCGUGGGAGGAAGGCAACUUCAAGAACCUCUACUACAGAAAAAUGUACAGUCACAACAUGGUCUGCGCCGGUCAUGAGAAAGGAUUCAUGGACGCUUGUCAGGAUCAGAGAAUGAGAAUUAUUAUGACGCUAGAAUCAUGA